UGCAUGAAAUAACCCUGUGCAUUAUUAUUUUUCCUCAGCAGUGGAUUGCAGAUGAUAUAAAUAGCUUGUGUGGUGCUGUGGGGGAUUAAUGAGGCAUUUCUGAAGAAGCAGAGGAUUCCUGCUACCAAUGAUGCAUUUGCCUUGGCUCUUUUAUCGGGCACAGAGCUUGUGUGAUGUAGCGCCCAGCAUCGCUCAGUUUUCAAUAACCCGCUGCCAUGCUUGAAAAAAAGUUGCAGUUUCCUGCAAAAUAUGUGCCGGUUGCCCAGCUAGCACAAAGGCGAGCCCAUCUUCCAAGUAUAGCUACACGACAGAGGAAGGACAGCCUGAGAAGAGAAAAGCAGGGCAGAUACACUUUUGGACUUGGGUUUCACGGCUGGAGGCAAUGGACAAGGAAGCUGGAGUCAUCAUCACACAGAAAGGGAGAGAAGCAAUGAUGUUUGAAAAGACUGCUUUUGACAGCUUCACCGUUUGCCGACUAUGAAAAUAAGACUUAAGUCUUAUUCCCACGAAAUCAUUUAUUUUCUUGUAAAUUAGGUUUGAGAUGUAUAGAAAAUUGACACUACGUGGCUUUUCAUCAGUUUCUCUGACUUGCUAAGAUGGCUGCGAUUUGUUGCUUCAGUUAGAACCUGAUGGAUAGUUUUCACCCUCACACCGUGCUCAGCAAGCUUAAUGAGCAGCGCUCACUCGGCCUUUUCUGUGAUGUGACUAUUGUAGUGGAGGAUGUGAAGUUUCGUGCCCACAAGAACAUCCUGGCAGCUUGCAGUGGCUACUUCAAGAAUGCUCUGUCAAAUGAGACAUGGAGUUCUAGCCGUGUGCUGGAACUGAUGGACCUGAAGUCUGACGUUUUUGCCUGCGUCCUCAAUUUUAUCUACUCCGCAAAGGUGACAUCGCCUUGUGUUGAGGACAAGAAGGAGCUAAUAGCAGCAGGGAAAAGACUUGGUAUUCCCUUUUUAGAGAAGCUCGCAGGGCAAGAGAAAAAGGACAAGAAUCAAUACCAACUGGACUGCGUUAAAUCCACAGACUGGAUCAGUAAAAAAACAAAGGAGGAAGUCACCAGACCUGAGGAGAUUGAUGGUUCAAGAGGCCCACGAAUCACCAAUGCCUUCUCCAUCACUGAGGUGUGUCCUGGGAACAAUCCAUUCACCCCACUAGGAGACGAGAAAGCGAGUCUCAGUAAAACAGCGGGCUCAAAGACGCAAACCUACAUCGCCAAACCUGUGUGCCCGGGCCCGUCUGCAGAUGGUCAAGCGAUACCAUUAUGCCAGAUAACGGUAAAAAUAGGUGACGAAGCCAUCAUCCGCCGCAGAAUCAAAGGGUCCAAGCUCUUCCCAAGAAGGAAAAAGAGAGAAACAAGAAAACUUGGGGAGAUGGAGAGCCAAAGUCAACUCCACCCGGACGGCAAGUUGGAGAGCCCCAGACUCCGCUUCAGACCAGACAUUUCAUGUUUAAUAUCCGAGACCCAUGAGGAUCCCAAUGAUUGUGACGUGGCUGAUGAGCUUUGGCGUCCCUACUAUUCUUACAAAGCUAAGAAGAAGAAAAAGAAGCGGAGAUUCAAGCACAGGCAAGCUUUGUUUCAUGAUUACAAUGAGACAGCUAGAACUGACACCGGUGCCACUGAGGCUCGAUUGGACAGUUGGCAGACAGGAGACAGUAUCUCAGGUGGGGAAGAUGUGAAACGUAGUCUUCACAGAAGUUGCAGCCCAAGGACAAGCUACAAUUGUGACAUUUGCGACAGCUCUUUUAUCACUGAAACGGGUUUAAGAGCUCACAUUAUUGGUUCUCACCCAUAUUUCUGUCACACGUGUGGAAAACAGGGUCCCCCAGGGGAGACACCCAGUGGCAACGAUUACGUUUGCAACAGUUGUAUGGAAAAUGGCUCCUGCUUUGAUAAUUCAACCUCGAGCAGCAACCCAGAGAAGAAGUUCCGCUGUUCCUUCUGUCCCCAGCGGUUUCUCUACCUUGCCACCAAGAGGAGCCAUGAGAAAAAACACCAGGAGACAGCUGGAGAGAGCUACACCAGCCAACCAUGUUUGGAAUACUUUGAUAACUUGAGUAUGGACAACAAAAAAGACUGCAUCAAAACAGAGGAAGAUGACAAUCAAGAAAUUUCUGACAUGCAAUGUGAGGAAGGAGGACAUUUUCCCAUGAAGACGCCUAAAACUGAGGAUGAGUUAAUGACUUUGAGUCCACACCAGGACAUUACAUACACGCACAUUAAAAGUUCCUUAUCGCACCAGACUGAGACGCUGUUCACUUUGGCGUCGCCCUCAAAAAUGAAACAUAAAGUGAAAAAAAUAAUCAAUCCACCAGAUUCUUUUGAUCAAGCUUUCAAACCUCAAGCUCAAAAGAGAGAUGCCAGUGGACACAAGGACAGUUUGGAAGUAAACAGCGUAAUUGAUGGCCAGAUAUCCUGCAAACCAUCAACGAAGAAUGCAUCGGACAUGAGAGACGAUCCCGUCUCUCUUCACAAGCCAGAGAAAAGGAUGUGUAAAGACGAAACGUUUUUCUAA
Messenger RNA from Hippocampus zosterae (dwarf seahorse), 2510 nucleotides. It is a transcript of the gene zbtb38, whose product is annotated as zinc finger and BTB domain containing 38. Gene Ontology annotation, biological process: regulation of transcription by RNA polymerase II. The transcript is spliced from 3 exons. Gene Ontology annotation, molecular function: protein binding; DNA-binding transcription factor activity, RNA polymerase II-specific; RNA polymerase II cis-regulatory region sequence-specific DNA binding. Lineage: Eukaryota; Metazoa; Chordata; Actinopteri; Syngnathiformes; Syngnathidae. The coding region runs from base 630 to 2510 and encodes 626 amino acids. The record is from RefSeq and is a predicted model, not a curated record.